Molecule: messenger RNA, 6643 nt
Organism: Symbiodinium sp. CCMP2592
Lineage: Eukaryota; Dinophyceae; Suessiales; Symbiodiniaceae
Source: the annotation of a GenBank genome assembly
AUGGAGGAGCCUCCAGGGCUCGGGCACUCACGAGAUGCAAUCCCAGGACGACGAGAGGGUGAACCACAACAUCCUUCAAGCACGCGUCCGGGAGCGUCUGCGGGAGGGCUUGAGGGAAUCGAUGUGGAGCCGUUGCACCUACUGGUCCAAGGGAUGCGGCAGUUACAGCAGGCCUACAUCGGAAAAGGGGAGUCCCGCGAUUCAGAGCUCAAGGGAACGAUUGAGCUUCCGAGCAUGCCGGAGCUGACGGCGGACUCGGCAGUCAGUUUUUCGGAUUGGCUGUACGAGACGGAGCAAGCCAUUGGCGGUCUUAGCGACCGGGCGGCGGCUUGGUUUACGAUGUGUUUGACUUGUGCAAAGGAAGCUUACGAGCAGUACCAGGUGAGCGACCCCUUGGCUCGGCUCACUCUGGAGCCAGUGCGACCAGAUGCCCUUCGUGAUGAGAGGUGGUCGAGGCUGGAAAGAAGGGUGUUGACCCUCCUGUUGGGGUCGCUGAAGAAGCAAGCCAAAGAUGAUGCUGUUACCCACAGGAUCAGCACAGUCUCAGGACUACUGUAUCGUCUUCAUGUUUUGUAUGCUCCUGGAAGCGCGGCAGAAAGGGCAUCAAUACUUCGACAACUAGAAGGGCAACAGGGUUCUGGGAGCUUGGUUGAGACUGUGGCGGCAAUGCGCAAGUGGCGCAGACACUUGCAACGUGCAGAAGAGAUGUGUAUUGCGAUACCAGAUGCAUCGCUCCUUCUCAAAGGGGUGGAGACGCUAUCGUACAAGGCGGUGGAGUCUUUGCCGGAGGUGAAGUUCAGGCUCGCCCUGUCAAAGAGCCAGCUGCAGUUGCAAUACCGACCGACUACAGACAGCGUCUUGAAGUUCUACGACCACAUUUUGGCAGAGCUCCAGCAAGCAGCUCCUUCCCGGGCGCCUACUUCAACAUCCACUACAACGACGGAGACAACGAGGCUAAAGGGAAUGAAUGCUACCAAUGGAGCUGGAACUGGGGAAACCUCUUCACCAACGAGACGGGAUGGACACCCCCAGGGGACAAAGGUUCCUUGCCGGUUCUUUCAGUCGGCUACGGGCUGCUCGAAAGGUCAAGCUUGCAAGUUCGAUCACACCUUCGCUUCCAAGGAUGAGAAGAAGUCUCGUUGCUGGCACUGCGGAUCGACCCAGCACACUCAGAAGGACUGCUCGGUGAAGAGACAGUCGCCAACGAAGGGACGGCAACAGCCAUCUGGAGCUACGUCAGCGACUACCUCGUCGGCAACUACACCUGGAGCUCCAACCCUGAAUCAGGCAGCUGUGCAACAACAGCAGGCGCUGCUUGAGUCACUUCAAAGCGCGGCCGCAGUUACGGCAUCUACUUCUGCGGGAUCUACAUUGACGGCACCCUCGGCAUCUACAACCCUGACUGCUCCGGCAACAGCCACGGCACAACAAUCGGUUGAAGCGCCAGGAAAUGAUGAGAAGACCCAGGAGAUCAGUGCCUUACUUCAACAGGCGAAUGCGAUGCUCAACAAGUUGACCCGACUUCAAGCGAUCCAGGUCACCACGGACAAGAGCCUUCAGGAGCUGGCAGCUAGAAUGGAGGACCUGGGUUUUGAUGAGGGCGAGCGUCUAGCACUACUGGACUCUGGUGCUUCACAUGCGUUCCGGGAUCGACGGACAGAUGAGCUCUUGCCCGAAGCUCCGGUUACUGUGGAGCUUGCUGGAGGACAGUGUGUGACUCUACAGCAGAACAAGGCCGGAACCUUGAUUCCAACGGCGAGUUCGGCGGGGUCAACAGAGGCAGCUACAAUACUGCCCCUAGGGGCACUCGUUCAACAGCUGGGGUGUGAGUUAUCUUGGACAAGGAAGGGCGGCUUGAAAAUCAUUCACCCUCAACACGGAGUACUCAAGACGGUGGUGAAGGGGAACUGCCCGCUUCUGGGAGAGACCCAAGCGUUGGACUUGAUCCACCAGUUGGAGCAGAGAAAGCUGCAGGAGCUUCGCGAGGCUACGGCGGAAACUUUCAUUGGGACUUUGUGUUUGACUGAGGUGAAGGAAUGGGACGAGCUCAUGAUGAAGUAUGUCCAGAAUGGUGAACGUUCGACGCUUCUUCAAGCACUGCAGGCCCCGGGCUCCCCUCUUCAAGGAGUUGAGAAUCAGUUAUUGUCAAUGCUGGCAGUGGGUACGGGCAAAUCCGAGGACCACGGAAAGGCGUAUCUGAAGGCAUUGCCGAUGAGAAGGUCUCAAAGGAGGGCUUUGUUGUCCAAGCGAUGGAUUGUGAAGCUCUACGAGCGGGAGGGUGAGUCGGCGGAGCCCUACAAGAUCCUGGAGAGCGAUAAGGUGGUUUUCUUCAACGUCAAUGUACACCGAAGCCGAGGGUUUACGAUGAAGGGGACAAGCUCCGUUUACCAGGCUUUGAUGUGGGCCGCGUGUCGGGGUCAAAUCGAGGGCCUACUAGGAGCUCCACCUUCGAACUCUUGUGCCGAGUUGACAACAAAGCAGCUGCUACUUUGGAUGGUGGCCAAGGAAGGUUCAAGGCUACAUCGCCAAUCGGCUCCCUAUCUUGCUUUGACAAUGGAUCCAGAGUCAUCAUGGUGGGCGUCAACAACCUGGCAGAGUUUCCAGCGUGAGUAUCAGAUUCCAGUGACCCAGGCUUCACCUACGGGAACUUCCGAGUCCUACUGCGUGGCAACAAACUUGGAGUUAGCUGGAGGCGACAGCGAAGGUUGGGGACCAAACGUGGAUGCAACAAGUACGGCAACCAUGGGAUGGUCAAGGAACUUCGAAGGUGGAAAAGGCAUAUCGCCAACGGACAUCUUCCUUACAACAGACGUUGUCGAGUAUGUGUUGAAACAGCGGCUACGGGGAGAUGUCAUAGAAGAUUGGAUUACAUCAUUCCAGAAGAACAACCUCGUGAUGAUCAACUACCUGAUCAAGGAGAUGGAGUCCGAGACCCAGAUGACGGUCGCCGAGGAUGAAGGAAAGGAAAUGGAGUCUGCCAACGAGGAGUACCAGAAGCUCUUUCGAGACAUUGUGGACACCGUGGAGUACAGGAACCUUCAUUUCAUGAUCCCGCUGAAGACCAGGACUGCGCAGUCCCCUCAGACGAAUGGCAAGGCCGAGUUGGUCGUGAAGAUGCUGAAGAGGCGGGCCUUCCACGGAGCUGUUGGCCGCUUGCGAUGGGCCAUGCGGCUUGGGCUCAGAGAGAAUUCGCCCUUGGACGCUAAGGUCUUCGGGCAGGGAGGAAAGUUCGAUCUUGACAACAAGUGGGACAACGGAUGCUUCGUUGGUCCAUCCACUGAGGUGCGAGGUGGUUUUGUGGUGCGUGAUUCAAACGGGCGCUACCUGACUACCAUGCACAUGAAGACCAAGUUGGUGGAUGUUGACGAAGUAAUAAAGCCUGACCCUGCAGAGGCGAUCCUUCCAGCCCCUUCUACAAGAUUGCGACGGAAGGCAACUGUGACUGGGGGAGAUGAUGGAGAUGAGAUUGAGGAGCUAGCCGCUGAGUACGACCUGGACGAAAGGUAUGACGAGGAGGCUGUGUUGAGAAUCUUUGGUAUGCUGGAGGGGAAAUGGCAUGAGACUCAACGUUUCGAAGGAGACCGUGUGGUGAUGAUGGUGUACACCCCGCGGAUUACGAAGUUGCCAGAUGAGAGUAGAGCAGAGCUAAAGGAGUUGGGCUUCAAUCUUCCUCUGAAACCUGCGUUACCACAGCCCAGAGCACCAACAACUACUCUGAAGCAACAGUAUUUGAUCGAUGAGGACGAAGCGCUGGAGACCUUUCAGAAGGUUUCAGCUGAGGAGGAGGGUGCUACUUUGGAUGGAGCGCUUCUACGAGCAAGUGAACUUCAGCAGCAAGUCAUUGAUGAGUUGCUUGAUAGAUCCUCUUUGCUACAAGACUUGCUUGAGGAGGAAGAAGAGAGGAUCAAGGAUCUACAUGAUGCUCAACAAGACGGUCUUGAUGUCACGAAGCAAAUCCAUGGGGAGAUCAUGCAGAUGCUGGACAAUGUGACCAACAACCUGAAGAAAGAGACCAAGCUCAGAGAUGGGACCUUUCUCAAGGCCAUGGCGGUUGAGGAGGUUCAGGACUACGAGAAGCUCCUAGAGAACUUGGAGGGUGACUUACAGGUUACUCACACAGUACCACUUCAGCAAGUCAAGCCGGUAGCAGAUCGAUGGGGAGAAGCAAUCCAGAAGGAGAUCAAGAACCUGUUCGAGACGGGAACCCUCCGGAAAAUCAAGAUGUCGGAUGCGAAACGGCUAGAAGCUGAAGGAAAACUUCGUUUGGUUCCGAGUAAAGGAGUAUUCACGUUGAAGCCCCCUGCCUCGAAAGGGGGUCGUUUCAAAAGAAAAUACAGAUUGGUGCUGUGCGGCAACUUCGUGGAUCCUGAUGACGCCUAUGGUUCUUUGUACGCGGGUGGCAUCAGCGCAGAGUCCCUACGCACCAUUCUCUCUGCUACAACGAGGAAGGGAUGGAAGGGGGCAACAACAGAUAUUACAGCUGCUUUUCUCCAGGCGUUGUGGCCUGAGGGUAUGCCAAUGUAUGCUGUUGUCCCUCCACGUCUGUUACAGGAACUACAGUACGCAGAAGAUGGAGAGGCAUGGUUAGUGCUACGCCCACUCUAUGGACUCAGAGAAUCUCCAGCGAUUUGGUCAAGCCACCGCAACAAAAGAUUGAGAACCUUGGAGAUUGAGCACGAAGGGCGCACACUUGUUCUUCAACAGUCCAAGACAGAUCCGGAGCUGUGGUUUGUGGUCACAAAGCAAGGUGAGGAGGAGGCGCGUGGCUCCCUCCUUGCUCUCUUGAUCACCUAUGUGGAUGAUCUGUUUUAUGUCGGGCCAGAACAAAUAGUACGACUACUACAUGAUUGGGUCUCAAGUGAAUGGCCGUGCUCUGACUUGCAAUGGGCAAUGGCCCCGGAGGGCAUUCGCUACCUCGGGAUGGAGAUUUACCAAAGGGAGACGGGCGAGUAUGCGAUCACACAGCGCGGAUACAUCAUGGACCUGAUCCGUGCCCACAACAUCCUCAACGAGCCGAAGACCCUUUUGCCGUGUCCGAAGGAGUGGGUCACAGAUGAUGUGGACCAGGAACCUGAAUCCUUCCGUGAGGCAGACCUACGAAUGGGACAGCGGCUUAUCGGAGAGCAGCUUUGGCUAGCGAUGAGAUGUCGUCCCGACAUCCAUCACGUUGUUAGCUACAUGGCCAGUUGGGUGAGCAAGCACCCAAUCCGUGUCUCAAGGAUGGCGAUGAGAGUUCUGAGUUACCUACACAAGACGGCCGAGAUGGUGAUGAUCUUGGGACAGCCCGAGGACUUGACGGCCGAUGAAGGAGGCACCAGCUCAAGCAACAACACACCCAGCGGAAGCCCACAGAAGCAACAAACAACAAACAAGGUGGGUUCGGGUUUCUGUGACUUAAAAAUAACUGGGUUUAGUGACGCGAGCUUUGCUCCCUACGGAAGCAAGUCCUAUGGUGCCUCUCUGGUAACGCUUGAGGACUCUCCGGUGGCUUGGAGAUGUGGAAAGCAGGCCUACGUGAUGCUUUCAAUCAUGGAAUCGGAGCUCUACCAGGCAACGGAAGCGGCAGUCUUGGUGGAGAGCGUCGCCGCUCUUCUGGAUGAGCUGUCAGGUUUUUACACACCACGCAAACUUUGCGUCGAUAAUACUGCUGCUGUGGCUAUGGCCACGGGAGGACCUGGUAGCUGGAGGACGCGACACCUACGUGUACGAUCAGAGUAUCUACUUGAGCGUGUGCGAGAGGGCUACCUACAGCUGGAACAUGUGGAUGGAGUCAAGCAGCGAGCGGACCUUUCGACAAAGGUUCACUCAAAAAUCAGACUCUACACGCUACUGAAGAUGUGGAGGUUCGAGAAUCUCCCACCUGAGGCAGAAGCGAUUGUCCUGGCGAAGUUAGCUGCUACGUUGUGCUUACUCAAGGCUUUUGAAGGCCUACCAAGGGCUUUGGCUGAAGAGAACACGGCAGCUACGUCCUCAGUGAGUGUGGCAGGCUUCGACGAGUUGCUAGUUUUUGCGGCUUUGGCUGUUGUAGCUGCUAUUGUCUGCUGGGAACUGGCAAAGUAUGUUGGAAGGUGGUUGUGGAAGUGCCUGUGUAAAAAGACUAGUGCACAGAAGGCGCGAAAACUACGAGACAAGGCCAAGGCGGCUGCGGAGGCAGAAGUGGAGCGCGUCUUCGCGACACCCCGAGCUGAGCCUAACGCCUUUGCGGCAUCGUCGAGUACGUCAUGGUACCCAUCGUCUUUGGCCCCGCGAACAAGGUCAAUUGCUACUCAGACGAUGGACUGGACCAUGAGUAGCGCUCCGAUGCCUGUGGUGCGAGAGCCUACUGUGACACCGCCGACCGGUGUCCGAUCAACGAUUCAGGAUGACAACUUCUACAUGAUCUUUGAUGGACCGUUUUACAAAUCAGAGCAUGGUGAUACGGUUCAUUUGUCGCCAGACUGUCAAGGUUUCCGCUGGGCAACUCAUGCUGUUACUGGAUAUCGCUUGUGUCCAGCAACUCUGGUUGAGACUGGAGUGGCGACGCGGCUCUUGGGAGCCACCAACUGCAUGCAGUAUGGGAGCACAAGAAAGGUCGCUCAGAAGGAGCAGAGGGAUGGCAAUGUAGCGGCCAAAGAGGUAGAUCCACCACCGGGCCUGCCGGAAG